Messenger RNA from Nelumbo nucifera (sacred lotus), 933 nucleotides. Its product is annotated as borneol dehydrogenase, mitochondrial-like. Lineage: Eukaryota; Viridiplantae; Streptophyta; Magnoliopsida; Proteales; Nelumbonaceae. The record is from RefSeq and is a predicted model, not a curated record.
AUGAAUCUGGAGGAUUUUGAUUUCGAGUCCGACUGCAAACCAAACCGAUCAAUCCUUAGUAUUGUUACUUGCAGUGCCCUUAUUUCCUUCUUUCAUUGUAGAUUGGAAGCUAAGGUAGCAUUAGUGACCGAUGGAGCCAGCGGCCUUGGGCGGUCCUGUGCCAAGUUAUUCAGCCAACAUGGAGCCAAAGUUGUAAUUGCUGAUAUCCAAGAUGAGCUUGGCCACUCAGUCUGCAAGGAACUAGGUCCUUCCUCUGCCUCCUUCAUCCACUGUGAUGUCACUAACGAAUCCGACGUUGAAAAUGCCGUCAACGGUGCGGUCGCCCGGCAUGGAAAGCUGGACAUCAUGUUGAUCAAUGCCGGCAUCAUAGGGUCACCAACAGUCAAUAUACUUGCCAAUGACAGAGGUGAUUUCCAGCAAGUCCUGAAUGUCAAUGUAAUAGGUCCCUUCUUGGGCACCAAGCAUGCAGCCCGUGUAAUGAUUCUGGCCAAUGGUGGUGGUAGCAUCAUAAACAUGGCCAGCAUUUGCUCAAUCAUCGGCGGGGCUACACCACACGCCUAUACAAGCUCAAAGCACGCAGUGUUGGGGCUUACUAGGAACACGGCUGUUGAGCUUGGUAGGUUCGGCAUUCGAGUCAAUUGUAUAUCACCCUAUGCGGUAGCAACGCCACAGUCCAGGAAGUUCCUAAAGCUGGAAGAGGAUGCUGCCAUUGUUGAUGCUUAUUCUAACCUCAAAGGAGUAGCUCUUAAGCCGGAAGACGUAGCUGAGGCUGCUCUUUAUUUGGGCAGUGAGGAUUCCUCGUACGUGAGUGGGCAUAACCUUGUUCUAGAUGGUGCCUUCACUGUUUUGAAUCAAGGUUUUUGUAUGUUCGAUCAAUCAAGUUAAGGUUACUCAUACUCAGUUAUUUACCUUGUUCUACAUGGUGGCCUUAGA